This is a messenger RNA of Onychostoma macrolepis, 682 nucleotides long. It is a transcript of the gene lim2.1, whose product is annotated as lens intrinsic membrane protein 2.1. The record is from RefSeq and is a predicted model, not a curated record. The transcript has 5 exons. Gene Ontology annotation, cellular component: plasma membrane. The coding region runs from base 107 to 628 and encodes 173 amino acids. Gene Ontology annotation, molecular function: structural constituent of eye lens. NCBI's taxonomy places the organism in Eukaryota, Metazoa, Chordata, Actinopteri, Cypriniformes, Cyprinidae.
GUGCUAAGAGCUGCUGAAAAGCUGCCUGUACAGCCAUUAUAGGGCCCUGCCGUAUUUUAUUUAGACUUCAUUAAGGGGUUUGGUAAAGUCUGUCUGUAGGUGCAGAAUGUACAGCUUCAUGGGAGGAGGGCUGUUUUGUGCAGGAGUGGGCAAUAUACUCCUGAUUGUUUCCACAGCAACAGAUUAUUGGAUGCAGUACCGUCAUUCAAACAACUACAUGCAUCAGGGGCUGUGGAGAUACUGCAUGCCUGGAAAAUGCUUCACACACACCGACAGCAUUGCGUACUGGGAUGCUACACGGGCAUUCAUGAUCUUGUCUCUGUUGGCCUGCUUCAUUGGCAUCAUCAUUGGUAUUAUGGCCUUCAUCCACUACUCAUCCUUUGACAGGUUUGAUAAAACCUUUGCUGCAGGCAUUCUGUUCUUCAUCUCAUGCUUUUUUGUGUUUCUGGCCAUGGCUGUGUACACUGGAGUUACAAUAAAUUACUAUGGUAAACGCUAUGGUAACUGGAGGUUCUCCUGGUCUUACAUCAUUGGCUGGGUGUCUGUUGUGCUCACUUUCUUUUCAGGAAUUUUCUACAUGUGUGCAUACCGGAUGCAUGAAUGCCCCAGAAUGUCAAAUCCUCACUAGAAAACUGCAUGGGCUUUAUUAUCAUCAAUAUUGGAAGCCACUUCAGUAUCAAAC